Molecule: messenger RNA, 969 nt
Organism: Anthostomella pinea
Lineage: Eukaryota; Fungi; Ascomycota; Sordariomycetes; Xylariales; Xylariaceae
Source: the annotation of a GenBank genome assembly
AUGAAGUUUCGCUACUCUACCGAAGUAGAUGCCAGCGUCUACGUGACCGAAGGGCUUGGCUAUGGGAUUCCGCUUCGCACACAUAAAGACCAAGCUAAAGAGAUCGAGGGCACGCUCCGGGCCCAGAAAGACUGGAGCAACCACGUCGAUGCUGUCGACGGAUACCAUGGAGGCCUCGGGGAUCCUUACAGCUUCAUGUGCGUCACUGUCCCAGAGUGUCUGCCUGAGAGACUUGAGGUUAUCUCCUACGCAAACGAGUUUGCCUUUCUUUACGACGAUGGGCUGGAGCGGUUCGACCUGAAAGAGGGCCUGGGACGCACUGCCGGGUUCCUGGACACGUUCGGUGCUGGCGCUCUAGACUUGAAGAUUGACCCCGGAGCACGGCCCGAGAAACGACUACAGGCGCAACUGUUCUCGGAGAUGAUGGCAAUAGACGCCAAACGAGCAAUCACGUCUAUGAAGGCAUGGGCACGAUUCGUUCAGUCCGCGGCUCGCACGAGAUCAGCCCCAUUUGAGACACUGGAUCAGUACAUGCCUGCGCGGGCGGUCGACGCUGGCGAGCUGAUCUGGUUCGGUACACUGACCUUCGGGAUGGCCCUGACCAUCCCAGAUGGAGAGAUGGAUUUGUGUAUGGAGAUGGCCAGGCCGGCUUACAUAGCUCUGGGUCUUGUGAACGACCUGUAUUCAUGGAAAAAGGAAGAGGCUGACGCCAUCCGGGCGGGCCAGGACUACGUGUUCAACGCUAUCUGGGUCAUCAUGAAGGAACGGUCGGUGGAUGAAGCAGAUGCAAAGGACAUAUGCCGCGAGGAGGCCAUCAAGGCCAUCGCCACAUACUCCCGCACCGUAGAGGAAGCAAGACGGGACGCUUCAUUGUCGCGCGACCUCCGAAUUUACCUGCAUGCUGUUCAACUCAGCUACAUUGGGAAUGUGGUUUGGAGUAUAUACUGUCCUAGAUACCGCGAGUUUUAG